This is a messenger RNA of Phaeoacremonium minimum UCRPA7, 1176 nucleotides long. RefSeq lists its product as hypothetical. The record is from RefSeq and is a predicted model, not a curated record. The coding region runs from base 1 to 1176 and encodes 391 amino acids. Lineage: Eukaryota; Fungi; Ascomycota; Sordariomycetes; Togniniales; Togniniaceae. The transcript has a single exon.
AUGGAACACGCACUGGCACGAAAGCGGUCCUUAACCUCUCUUCGACGUAAGCGAUCAGACUCCGCAACAUCCACGACACCGAGCGACCAAAAGCCGCGCGAGGAGAAAAGUGCCCCAUAUCGAGAUGCGCGCUACGAGAUCCUGCUGGCCACAAAAGGCACAUUCAUGGAAACAUCAGAGGAGGGGAUUGCAGAGGAGAGUAAACAGCUUUACCGGGACCUACUCGAAGGCGAUCAUCACUUUCCUCAAGGAACGAUCUUCGACGGCGACGUGUUCGAGAGAGCUUACAAGAAUUUCCACAGCAAGAACGAAGCCAGGAUCAUCCAAGACAUAUCUAGACUUCUUGUUCCUUCAGCGGAAACCCUUUCACUCUAUAGCAAGGAACUCCGGAUUUUAACGGAGAGUGUCAAUGAGGGAUGGAACAACUCGAUCGCCCUGACGGGGACUCGUCCGCAACCGGACUACUCUGUCGGCUUCCGGCGAGAAGCAUUCACUGAUGACCAGCUCACCAAGUUGUCGCCGUUCAUUGGCGACUUCAUUGCCGGCGACCUAUCCUUCUUCAUGGCUACAUACUACAUGUACUUCCCCUUCCUCGCUUGCGAGGUGAAAUGCGGGGCCGCAGCACUCGACGUCGCGGACCGCCAGAACGCUCACAGCAUGACCGUAGCGGCGCGGGGCAUCGUCGAGCUGUUCCGUCUUGUUAAGCGUGAGAAUGAAGUCCACCGGCAAGUACUAGCCUUCUCCGUCUCACACGACCACCGAUCCGUACGGAUCUACGGCUAUUACCCAGUGAUCGAUGAGAAGGAUACCAAGUACUACCGUCACCCUAUCUAUAUGUUCGACUUCACGGCACUUGAUGGUAGAGAUAAAUGGACCAUAUAUCAAUUCGUCAAGAACGUCUAUGACACUUGGGUGCCGGAUCACUUCAAGAGGAUUUGCUCAGUUAUUGACCAGUUACCGUCAAAGAUAGACUUUGGUGUCGCAGCAUUCUCUGAUUCGACUGGUCUCUCCCAGGACGUCGAGACACAUCUGGCGUUGUCGGAGGCGGGUUCUGAAUCGCUCUUGAUGGACGAAGAGGAUCGGUGGGAGAAGGCUGGCCAGAUAGUUACCCUAGAUACAUUAUUUUCGAGACUGGGCCCUGCUAAAAGGAGAAAGAGUCCAGUUAAGAAGCUAUAG